Molecule: messenger RNA, 1782 nt
Organism: Penicillium angulare
Lineage: Eukaryota; Fungi; Ascomycota; Eurotiomycetes; Eurotiales; Aspergillaceae
Product: fungal specific transcription factor domain-containing protein
Exons: 4
Coding region: 1-1782 (593 amino acids)
Biological process (GO): DNA-templated transcription
Molecular function (GO): DNA binding; zinc ion binding
Source: RefSeq, a predicted model, not a curated record
AUGGACGAGGAUUUGUCCAUGAUAUCAACAGAUGCGUCCUUCGCUACCCUCAGUCCGAAUCACGAUCGAAUAGACAAUACAACGUCUGGCAAUAUUAACUCAUCGCCGGUCGACACAGUGAAUGGCUUGAGUAACGGCUCAUCACAUCCAGAAGCACCAGAUAGCGACUUCCGUAGAAGCACUGCCUCAUUAUACCAUGGUCCAACCAGUGCUGUCUACGACGGAACCACCAAUUCAAAAAAUAAUGAUGAAAAUGCGGAAUGGGCAAGCUCACCUGUUAAUGAGGCGUGGACAAGAAGCCACCUGUUUGCUGAAACAGCGCGUCAAACUGGAAAGCUCGAUUUCGAUGGUCUCGACCCGGAGAUUGGAAUGCACCUCCUGUCAAUUUACUGGUGUCGCCAACUCUAUACAGCGCAAAUCAUCUACCGGCCAGUCUUCAUGCGAGAUAUGGCGUGCAACGGGCCAUACUUUUCCAAAUUGCUCUUGAAUGCCAUCUUGUUCACUGUUUCAAAACAUUGCUCACGGCCUGAACUUCGAUCGGACCCAGAUGACAUUACUACUACCGGAUGGCGUUUUCGUCAGCGAUUUUCGGAGCUUCUGCGUGACAGCUUUGACAAGAGCGAAAUUACCACUAUCCAAGCCCUUCUGAUUAUGUCAAAUUCUCUAUUUUCAAGAUGCGAUGAGCGAAGUCUAUCUUGGUUGUAUGCAGGAAAUGCAUUUAAUAUGAUGAUUGAUUUGGGGCUGCAUGUUCUUCCUUCGCCAAACAAGAUGUCUGCGGAGGAUCUCGAGGUCCGCAAGAGGGUUCUGUGGGGCGCAUACUCCAUUGAUAAGAUCCAGUGUCUCUACCAGGGAAGGCCGCCACUUCUCCGCUACAUGAACUUUAAGGCAUCGCUUCACUUCCUGGACGACUAUGACGAACUAGAUCCAUUCCAGGAAAUAACUUACACCCCCGUGAAGCAACAAUCAAUGAUACCAUCGCUCAAUGUGUCAUUACUAACUAAGCUCUGUGAGUUGUCGAUGAUCAUCGACCGAAUCCUAUGCGAGCUGUACUCCGAGUCUCGACAAAUGAGCCAAAAUCAAAGUCAAACAAUAUCUGACGAAAUCAACUCCGAACUGGCUAAUUGGCGACGAAAUCUUCCACCACAGCUUGACUAUAUCUCCCAUCCAGCCGAAUCCGUUCCUCUCCCUCAAGCAUUCUGUCUCCUACCGCUAUUCACUAGCAGCUACAAUCAAAAUGAUACCCCAGGCACGGCUCACGAAUCCGUGAAUACCUGUACAGCAGCCGCAAACCAGAUCGUCCAAAUCCUCCACGACUACUCGCAACGGUUCUCAAUAGGCAGCGCACCAUACAUGCUCUCAUACGCCACAUAUAUCAGCGCAACAAUCCAUGCCCGAGUAGUUGCACAAAAAGGAAGAAAUUCAAAUUCUUUCCAGUCACUACUUCUAUGUCGGAAUGUCCUUAAAAAGCAUCAACGUCUCUACGCUGCUGCUGGGAAAGCUCGAGCUAAUCUCAACAAACUUAUUACGAAUCUCAACAUUUCCAUCACAGAGGAAGAUGAACAGGUGUCGGGACCAGUGGAAAGCGGAACUAGAAGCCAGAACCAGAUUCUUGUACAGGAAACAACUCCAUCACUUGAUGCAACCAAUGUUACGCCGCAAGCUAUGGAACUACAAUCGCCGCAGUUGAACUGGGAGCUUUCGGAUUUGGAUAUUGAGGCUAUCGCUCAGGGUUUUCGUCUAGAAGGUGAAUUGGAUUACCUUAUGCGCCCGUCAGGCUUGUAA